Rodentolepis nana is the source of this 978-nucleotide messenger RNA. The record is from the annotation of a GenBank genome assembly. NCBI's taxonomy places the organism in Eukaryota, Metazoa, Platyhelminthes, Cestoda, Cyclophyllidea, Hymenolepididae.
AUGGAUGAUAAAAAGCGAAGAAAGCCUAAGAAAGGUGACACGGCAGCUAAUGACAUGCAGCCAACUCCUUUUGAAUUAGAAGUUUGCAAAUAUAUGUUCAGGAAAUUGCCCACAAAGGAUGGUCGUCUCGCAGGUUGUCUUGUCAAUUAUUUUAAGGCUAAUGAAGCCGUUGAGUUCUUACUUAAAUCCCCUUGGGCCAUUCUUCCAAGUGGUAAAAAAGACUCGAAAUCUAUUUGCUUUUCGAAUCGUGAAGUUACAAUUAGAUUUAUGGAAAAAUUAAUCGAAAAACGACUUAUUGGCCGAGCCUUGAAAGUUAAACGAAAAAAGAAAGAUGACGAUAAAAGCAUUAAGAUUCGUAAAACCAACAAUUCCAAAGAAAAAUCAAGGAAGACUAUUACUUCGGGCCUAGAUGGUGAAUCCGGAGCUUCGUCUGAAGUUAAAAGUGGUACGAAGCCCACCACGAGAGAAGGUUCUUUCAUGUCAAUGUUUUCCUCUUCCCCAAUGUCGAAGCAUCGAAAGCCUGUCCGAUUGGAAUAUGCAGCCGAUCAGGUCUUUUAUGUGGAUAGUAAACCAGAUGAAAGUGGAGCGGAGGAUGUUUACGUAUGGAUCUAUGAAGCCCCACCUAGUCUUAAAACGUGGCUUAUGGGUUUUGCCCUGAUUGCCAUUGUGCUCCUCCUUUGUGCUCACCCUUUGUGGCCAUCUUCUGCUCUCCAAGGUCUGCACUACCUAUUUACAGCCGGUUUGUCUUUUGUUGGUCUUAUUGCGCUACUUACCUUGAUGCGGCUAAUCAUAUUUGGGGCUAUUUUCAUCUCUUCACUCGGGAAAUUACAAGUGUGGGUCUUCCCGAACCUCCUGGCUGAUUGUGGUUUCUUUGAGUCUUUUCGACCUCUUUAUUCUCUUGAAAGGGUUGUCCCUUCUAUUUCUGUCUCAUCUCCAUCUUCUGUUGUAAAAUCUGAGGAAGCUAAAGCUGACUUGUAA